AUGGAAAGUGUGGAGCUUAAAGACCUGGGAAAUGUCAAAACGUUUUUAGGUAUGAGUAUCGAAGGAAACCCUCAAAAUGGAUACCUGAUUGACCAAGAACUAACAAUUAUGGAGAUGCUGGAAAAGCAUGGUUUAAGAGAUGCUAACGUUGUGAAAACUCCCAUUUCAAGCAUGGAAAUAGCUUAUUGUGGAGAUCACGAGUUUCGAGGCCUGAAAUAUCGUUUGCUGUACAUCGGGCCACCCGACACACUCACGCGCCCACUUUGGCCAGACUAUAAGGUAGCCAAACAUGUGGCUAGUUACAGUGAUGCGGAUUUUGCUGCUGACCGCGAAGAUCGAAAGAGUGUCAGCGCAAAUGUGGUUCUUGUAAAUGGGAUAGUUGCAGGCUGGAAUUGUAAGAAACAGGGCACACUAGCACUGUAUACUGCAGAAGCGGAGUUUGUGGCAGGCGCAGUUGGAGGAAUAGAGGCUCUAGGCCUGAAGGAGCUUUUCGAAAAAAUGGAAGCAAUCGAAGAAAUCGGAGCGCAAUAA
Molecule: messenger RNA, 531 nt
Organism: Peronospora belbahrii
Lineage: Eukaryota; Oomycota; Peronosporomycetes; Peronosporales; Peronosporaceae
Source: the annotation of a GenBank genome assembly